Pseudozyma hubeiensis SY62 is the source of this 2685-nucleotide messenger RNA. Its product is annotated as potential fungal zinc cluster transcription factor. Gene Ontology annotation, biological process: positive regulation of transcription by RNA polymerase II. Lineage: Eukaryota; Fungi; Basidiomycota; Ustilaginomycetes; Ustilaginales; Ustilaginaceae. The record is from RefSeq and is a predicted model, not a curated record. The coding region runs from base 1 to 2685 and encodes 894 amino acids. Gene Ontology annotation, cellular component: nucleus. Gene Ontology annotation, molecular function: transcription cis-regulatory region binding; DNA-binding transcription factor activity, RNA polymerase II-specific; zinc ion binding. The transcript has a single exon.
AUGACCACCUCGGCGCGGCGUCAGCUCUUUCGGCGCUCAAAAGCUGGUUGCUGGAACUGUCGAUCCAAGAAGAAGAAGUGCGACGAAGCGCGCCCUCAUUGCACUCGAUGCCUUCGUGCUGGUGAAGGCUGUCGCUAUCCGGACGCAAGCUCCGAGUCCCUAGCGGACUCUGGCCAUGCCAUGUCGCCAAGCGAUCAUGCCUCGCCAUCUAUCACCUCCUCCACCUCCUUCCAGAGCGGCUUGACAAUGCAUACAUCGCCUAUGCUUUCGCGCUCGUCAUCCACCUCGGGCUACUCGUCGCAGCAUCAUUCACGUCGCACUCCAUACCAACCGCACCAACAUCACCCGUACGCUCCCGCGUCGGAUCAUCAUUCGUACUCUGCAUCUCUAGACCACCAUCGACCUGCUCCUCAGCGUGACUACCAUCCGCACCGAUCUGUCUCUCUUCAAAGGCCCUCGACGCCUCCGUCUUCAAGCGUUCACCAUCCCUACUAUUCGACUGCACAUGUCGCUGGUCAGCCGCCCAUGUCGCAGCAGCAGUUCCCGCCUCCACCUCUGUCAGCAAGCGCCGCUGCUGAUUGGGACCACACUUCGCAACAGCAUCUGUACAAACGUGCGAGAUACGAUGUUCCUGCGGCAUCCGCUUCAAACACGGCAGUGUCUCCAGUGUAUCAAGAUCCUCGCUCACGUCAAUCUUUCGAGCCGCACCACCGAGCCGCUUCGAACCACAGCCAAACGAGCAGCAAGGGCAAAGCCCGAGACACGCUGCCGCCCAUCUCUCCUAUCCGCCCAGAGGCUGUCUCCAUGAUCGUCUCGGCGUCACUUCCGCCUAUGAACGGUGCACCGUCCCCUCCACACCGCAACGUGGCAUCGCCGAAGCUCGCCGCUCGCUCCGCCGAUACAUCGCCUGCUGAUCGGGUCAGCCCGGCCGUUGCCAAUCGUCAAGCGCACGGCUCGCCGCCCAACUCGCAUCAACCCGCUUGGUAUCCUGGGUCUGCACCUAAAACGUACUCUAACGCGCACGGUCGUGCCCAUGCGGACGCCACGGAGCUCGAUGCACCACCCAGUCCUUCGCCGCGACCCUCUUCGAGUUUUGCGCAACCCCGACAUAAGCUGGUGUUCGAUUACAAUUCAAACGAUCCCGAUCCGGAGCAGUUCCUGUCUUCCAUCGAAACGCUCCCACAUUCCGUCGUGACGCAGCCCACCAAGGGUGCCCAUGCAUACUUUGGUUUUCUUCAAGGCAUCGCACGUCUGCCUCAAGGUCAAGCUAUGGCACACGCGCUUGCGGCUGUAGCUGCAUCACAUCAAGCCAAUGGCCGCGUAGACUCGGACGAGCAGGGCGAACAUGCCGACGUCGCGAGACCUCGCGUCGACCAGAGCAGAACAGCAUUGGCAGAGCUUGCCAACCGACAUCACCUCUCGGCGAUUAAAGCGCUUCAGACGCAACAGCAGCCGAGUCGACGCCGUCGAUUCUCGGUCAUCGAGACCAACCCAAACGCCAGCGCAGAGGAAUUGCCAGCCGGGAGCAACGCUGCCACCAUGAUACUGCUCAUCCUCGCUUGCAGCUCGAUUGGCAAGUCUCUUAUGCUGCCUUCGUACUUCAACCAGUGCGAGCAAUUCCUUGCUGAUGCCGUCGAGCACGUGUCCACACAUCGACUGUUUCCGUCGGUCAGCGGCGAGGCCAUCGUGGGUACACCGGAGGACCCACCAAUCUUCUCUGCGGACAAUCUUACGAACUACGGCGGUCUCCUUCUUCUCGGUACUGUGGUUGGCCUCUACGAAUGCUAUCUGUCUCAGUAUACCGCAAUCACCGACUGGGACUACAACCCAGCUCGUCUCAAGAGGCUCCUGCCGUUCAACUGGAGCGAAUCGGAUGCUCUUGCGUUUGAUCAAGUGCGUAAAAGCGUCUCCGAGACCACAUACAGCGUCUCGAUGGUCACCAUCGAGUUGGUGGUCGAGACUCUCGAUACGAUGCGACGAUUCAAGCGAGCUGAAGCUGUUGCCUACGGCAAUCGACAGAGCAGUCGAAGCGGAGCCGAGGACGGCGCGGCAGCACUGGACAGUUUGGCGCUCAGAGAAGAAUUGGGAUUGGUGAUCCGCGACCUGGAGGCAGGGACGUUCUGGAAAGGCGCUUCGCGAACCCUGAGCGAGGCCGAGCAGCAGGCGGUCCUCAACGGCAGUCCGAGUGAAACUCCCGGGGCAAACGCUGACCAGCAGCCACACGAGGACGAGGACGCCAACCAGGCGAGCGCCCCUGUGACUCGAGCGUUCAAAUCUGGCUCGCUCUUUACACCGUCGUCAUCUGGCGAGCAGAAGUCCAUCGUGAAUCGACUUCGGCUUGCCAAUCAUCUCUAUCGCAAUGCCCUGCUCGUCGAUCUCUACGUUACUGUCUUCAACCGACCCGCCACGAGCCUUGCAGUCCGAGAACUCGUCUCGCGCAGCAUCGCAUUGCUGUCCGCUGUUCCGGAGAAGCUCGAGCAGGGUCUCAUGUGGCCAGCCAUCGUCCUUGGUUCGUAUGCACAGGACGAGGCGGAGCGUGCCCAGGUGCGCUCCUUCAUUCGACAGUCGCAGUGGAAAGGUACGGCAGGACCAUCGACUGCCUCGGACGUCCUUGAACGUGUCUGGGCUCAGCAGUGCUCUUGGAGAGACAGCGUCAGCUACUUUGGCAGCCCGUACAUUUCGUAA